AUGAGGAACUUACCAACGAAGAUUAUAAUUCGACAUCUUCCACCGAAAUUGACAGAAGAGCAUUUUAAGGAGAUGUGUUCUCCCAUUCCACCCUACGACUACUUUCGAUUUUGCUCUCCUGACCCUAGUCUCGGAGGUGAAAGCUUCUGUCGAGCCUACAUCAACUUCUGCGACCCGGAGUCUGUCUUUGCAUUUCGCGAGCGAUUCUCCGACUACGUCUUUGUCGAUUUGGAGGGGAACGAAGCUACUGCCAUCGUGGAGUACGCCGUGUUUCAAGGCACACCGAAUACACAGCCCUUGAGUAAAGUUGACAGACGUCAAGGCACAAUUGAGGAGGACUCAACUUAUCAAAAAUUUCUCGCUAAUCUGAACGCACCGCCGCCCGAGACGGCAAAUAAUGAGGAAAGUUCUGUCAGUAAACAAACAGCUAAAACCCCGUGGGAGGCGACGCUUGAAGCUCUUGAAAAGCGUGAAGCAGCCGCCAGCCAGCAAAUGGAGACCGCGCUCACCCGCUUCUUAAAUCUACGUCUUGAGAGAUGCAAGCGCAAUGCAGGGGAUGAUUUCAAAGGUAUGAGUAGACGAGGCAUGAAGGCAAGCCGAAAUGCGAGAAAAGCUCGUCAACGACAAGCUGCUCUUGCCGUCGCUUCCUCCACUGCCUCUAUAAAUUCUGACGCAGCAUUACAAGGCGCCGACGCGCCACAGAAAGCCAGUGAAAAUAAUACUCUUUCUGUCGGUAGUCGAGGAGGCCCAGAAAAAUCCACCUCUGGCCGUCGCGGACCGAAGUCUAAUCGUCCGAAUAAGUCGGCUCCUGAUUCUUCCUCCUUCAGUCGACUCGAUGAUCCGCAGCAAUCUGCGUCGACGACCUCUACAAAUCCCAUCCCCAUGAGUGGCGGUCGCGGCGGUCGACGGGGUGGCAGACGUGGCGGUUCCAGACCUCACCACAAUGACGUCCCACCCUCCUAUUCCUCGCGGUUAGUUAUAUCCUAUCAUUGUUCAGAUGUUUGGAUUUCUCUGAGCUCAGUCUCAAUCGCCAACACGCGGCUACAGUAUCCGAGUCGCCAUCCGGUGACGGUGGCAGUGUCGGUAGUGGAAGCGGAAGCGGCCCCAAAAACCGUAGCGGUAGCCAGCGGGGAGGGUCGUUCAGACCCUCUUCCUACUAUUCACGUGGUAGAACAUCUGCUGUUUCUUCGUACUUACGUCAGCGCUGUCCAGCCAUGUAUCCAUCUGGGUACCAUCCAGCCAGCCAGUGUUAACCUAUUUGACAUCUUCAUGCAGUCUUGGAAGUAUACUGGUGAAGAAGGAUCUAGCAACGACGGCAACUCGGAAAAGUUGGCACCAGAAGGCUCUUUCAAGCAAACCGCUAACCUGCAACCUAUGAAGACGACGGCGUCUUUCCCACCCGACAGACGCGGUCGGUGGGACGAUGACACCCGUUUCGGCGGCGACUCCAAGCCCACCUUACAUACAUCGCAGCGAGUUCAUACCCUUCUCUCCAGCUUACACGCGGCCGUAGCCAUCGAGUUGUCCAAGUUCGCCAGAGAUGGUGGUGGUCAUGGUGAUGCUGAUGGUCUUAGUCGCCAGAAGAAUUGCAGCAGUGUCGAUGUUAGUGGAGAGGUGGAGGAGGCAUCGCAAGUUCACUUAAUCGAUGUCAGCUUACAGGUACCGCAGACUGCUCCGUAA
This is a messenger RNA of Echinococcus granulosus, 1680 nucleotides long. RefSeq names its product Regulator of nonsense transcripts 3A. The transcript has 9 exons. Gene Ontology annotation, molecular function: mRNA binding. Gene Ontology annotation, biological process: nuclear-transcribed mRNA catabolic process, nonsense-mediated decay; positive regulation of translation. The record is from RefSeq and is a predicted model, not a curated record. Gene Ontology annotation, cellular component: nucleolus; cytoplasm. Lineage: Eukaryota; Metazoa; Platyhelminthes; Cestoda; Cyclophyllidea; Taeniidae. The coding region runs from base 1 to 1680 and encodes 559 amino acids.